This is a messenger RNA of Saccharomycodes ludwigii, 999 nucleotides long. It is a transcript of the gene SPC34, whose product is annotated as Spc34p. Gene Ontology annotation, biological process: attachment of spindle microtubules to kinetochore. NCBI's taxonomy places the organism in Eukaryota, Fungi, Ascomycota, Saccharomycetes, Saccharomycodales, Saccharomycodaceae. The record is from RefSeq and is a predicted model, not a curated record. The transcript has a single exon. The coding region runs from base 1 to 999 and encodes 332 amino acids. Gene Ontology annotation, cellular component: spindle microtubule; DASH complex.
AUGAAUAGUUAUAACAGUGUUAUACCUAAUAAUCCGUCUGCAAUGAAUUUGGAUAAUAUAUUGAAUAAGAUAUCAAAUCAUUGUGAUUCUAUCUCAACAUUAUAUUUCAAGCCGCCAGGUAUAUAUAGUAAUGCAGUACUAAACAAUCAAGAUGAUAAUACCCCAGAUAAUAAUAACGAUAAAAUUACAAAAUUGAUAAGAGAUGCUGAUCCAGAAGAAGAAGCAUCUUUGUAUGAUAGCAAAAAUAAUGAAUUUCCCAUCAGGAAAGAUGGUUCAAAAAUCGGUAUUGCGGAUUAUUUAAAUUCUAAAAGUAGAACACGACCAUUAAAUGAAUCGCCCGUUAUUGAAGUUCCCAAGGAUUAUUAUUUAAAACAAAAUGUAAUAAGUAACAAUAGUGACGAAAGAUUGGAAAACACUCAAGAAGAAGAUUAUAAUAAUAUCAAUGGUAGGAAACUAGAUCGAAGAAGAACAACAUUGAAUAGCAAUAGAAGAACAUCAACUUUAGAUGAUAUCUUUAAUAAUAACAAUAAUAAUAAUAAUAAUAAUAAUAGUGCUAGUACCAUGGGUGUUGAUUCUAAUGUUUUUAAUAUACUGUUGAGAAAAUACAAUGAUAAUAAUGAAAUUAAAGAUCUCUUGUAUGCAUUGCGUGAUGGUAGUGUAAUAACAAACUACGGCGAUAAUGAAGACGCUGGUAGCAAAAGGAGAAAAACAUUAUUUGUGGAAGAUUUUUCUAACGAUUUAAUAUUUCAAAUAUUUAACGAUAUUAUAAUGCAAUGGCCUCUUAAUGAAUAUACAGUAAAAUACAACGAUUUGUACCAUAAAUUCCAAGAAUUAAGUACGCAAGUAAUAGAAUUAAAGGAUGAAAUACAAACACAGGAAGACAAGAUAGGUUAUUAUGAUGACAUUAAUGAUUUAAUUACGAAAGAACAAGGAGAAGUUGACAGAUUGAAGAAGAUAAUUGAGCAGCGAAAGAAGAUAAAAAGUACAGAUAAAAAAUGA